ACUUGUGCAAAACUUCAUCAAGUUUGCUGUAUUUAAAACUAACCAACUCUCUUGAUAUUGUUCUUUUUUUCUCAGAGUUCUUCCGAGAGCUGUUGAGCAAUGCAGAGAAAUCUCUCAACGACAUGUUCGUGCGGACCUACGGCUUGAUGUACGUGAAGAACGCAGAGCUCUUCGAGGAAUUCUUCCGUGAUCUACACCGCUACUACAGCCACGGGAGCAGCGCUGUCAACCUGGACGACAUGCUUGCGGACUUCUGGACGGAGCUUCUGGAGCGCAUGUUCCGACUGGUCAAUGUGCAGUAUGAGUUCAGUGGCUCGUACAUGGAGUGCGUCAGCAGACACAUGGAGCAGCUCAAACCCUUCGGUGAUGUUCCACGCAAGCUCCGCCUGCAGUUGACUCGUUCCUUCAUCGCUGUCCGCACGUUCACCCGCGGCCUGGCACUCAUGCCUGAGGUGGUGGGCAAAGUUUCCACGGUAAACGCCUCUCCGAACUGUGUGCGUGCAGCUAUGAAGAUGUUAUACUGCCCGUACUGUACCGGCCAGGUGGCACUGAAGCCCUGCAAGAACUACUGUCUCAACGUCAUGCGAGGCUGCCUGGCCAAUCAGGCUGAUCUGGACACAGAGUGGAAUAACUUCCUGGAUUCCAUGUUGGGUCUCGCUGAGAGGCUAGAGGGACCUUUUAACUUUGAGUCUGUCAUGGACCCCAUAGACGUCAAGAUUUCCGACGCCAUCAUGAACAUGCAAGAGAACAGCAUACAGGUCUCACAGAAGGUGUUUCAGGGUUGUGGGCAGCCCAAACCCAACAUGUAUUUCCGCACUCGUCGCUCUUCUAAAGACUCGGGCUUCCCUGGCCGUUUCCGACCCUACAGCCCUGAGGCCAGACCCACCACUGCCGCUGGCACCAGCCUGGACCGACUGUUGACGGAUGUCAAGAAGAAACUGAAGCACGCCAAGAAGUUCUGGUCCACCCUGCCGGACACGGUGUGUGUUGGAGACCGGAUUUCCACCGGUGAUGAAUGCUGGAAUGGUACAGCCAAAAGCAGGUACGAAUCUGUCGUCAUGGGCAACGGCUUAGCCAAUCAGGUGUCUAAUCCUGAUGUGGAAGUUGACAUCACCAAACCAGACACGGUGAUUCGGCGGCAAAUAGCAGUGCUGAAGGAAAUGACCAGCUGGCUUAAAGCUGCUUACACUGGCACUGACAUCUCAUUUGUCAAUGAGGAUGCUGGCAGCGGAGAGGAAAGCGGAAGUGGCUGCGACUCGCCCUCUUGUGACAAUGACGGCGACAUCUACUUCUCCACCCCAGUGCCCGAUAAACCUCGCAUCAUCAAGCUUAAUGCUGGAAACCAGCCCUCUAGUGGUACACGGUUGGCACCCUGCAGUCUGGCAGUGGCAGUGGCAGCGCUCCUGCUCGCCCUACUCACCCUUCACGCGAGAUAAGACCGGCUGAGAGAGGAAGAGGAUGUGUGUUUGUACGAAUUUGAACA
This is a messenger RNA of Rhinichthys klamathensis goyatoka, 1483 nucleotides long. It is a transcript of the gene gpc4, whose product is annotated as glypican 4. NCBI's taxonomy places the organism in Eukaryota, Metazoa, Chordata, Actinopteri, Cypriniformes, Leuciscidae. Gene Ontology annotation, cellular component: plasma membrane; cell surface; extracellular region. Gene Ontology annotation, biological process: cell migration; regulation of signal transduction; regulation of protein localization to membrane. Gene Ontology annotation, molecular function: protein binding. The transcript is spliced from 7 exons. The annotation marks the transcript as partial. The record is from RefSeq and is a predicted model, not a curated record.